GACCCUUCCCUCACCCAUCCCUGCCUCACUCCCCCCAUCGUCAAAACGUCCCCUUCAUCCUUUUUCUCGCCGUCAUUCUUGAUAUUCCUGGCCUCCUCGAUCCCGCAGUAGCCCGGACUGGACAUCAGGCUGCUCACCUCGCAACAAAUCGACUUCGCGGACGGCGGAAUCCACUUCGCCAUGACGGAGCCUGAGAACUUCGAAGAGGACCUCUUCGCCGACCUCUACGACGACAAUGACGCCUCCAAGGGAGCUCCUGCCCCUGCGCCGGUGGCGCCUGUGAGCAGUGCACCCGACGACACUGGCGAAGCCGCAGUGUCUUCCACGAGAGAUGCUGAGAACGCAGCGGGCGGCGAAGCAAUGGCACACGAUGCCGAGGACGACGACGAAGAGGACGACGAUGAGGUCGACUUCAACCUUGGCGGGGGCAGCACCGCGACAGCCCCCGUCCCCCAGCAUGACGAUACCCCCUCCACGCCUCCCUACGGAACCGUUCACAAGGCAAGCGCCAAAGACGACGGGAAAAUGUUCAUCGGUGGAUUGAAUUGGGAAACUACAGACCAGUCCCUCAGAGACUACUUCUCGCAGUUUGGCGAAGUCGUAGAGUGCACCGUCAUGCGCGACAGCAGCACCGGCCGAUCUCGCGGUUUCGGUUUCCUAACUUUCAAAGACGCCAAGACGGUUAACAUCGUCAUGGUCAAGGAGCACUUUUUGGACGGCAAAAUUAUUGACCCCAAGCGCGCCAUCCCGCGGGAUGAGCAGGAAAAAACUAGCAAGAUCUUUGUCGGGGGUGUCAGCCAGGAGACGACGGACCAGGAGUUUCGAGACUACUUUGCGCAGUUCGGACGGGUCGUGGAUGCUACCCUGAUGAUGGACAAGGACACGGGUCGCCCCCGUGGCUUCGGCUUCGUCACCUUUGAGAGCGAGGCCGGCGUCGACGCCUGCAUCAACGUUCCUCUGGAGAUUCACGGCAAGCCCGUCGAGGUCAAGAAGGCCCAGCCGCGCGGCAACCUCCGUGAGGAGGAGGAGGCGGCCAAGCGCAACAAGUUCCGCAAGGACGAGCAGUCGGGCCAAGGCGGCAUGGGCGGCGGCCAGCAGAUGGGCGGCGCCACCAACGGCAUGACACCCCAGCUCAUGGCGCAGUACUUUCAGCGCAUGCAGCAGUACUUCAACAUGAUGCAGAGCCAGAUGGCCAUGAACCGGGGCAUGCAGAUGAACCCCGCAAUGUGGCAGCAGAUGAUGCAGAUGCAGCAGAUGCAACAGCAAAUGAUGGCUGGUGGCCGCGGAGGCGGACCCGGCAACAACCCACAGAACAUGAUGGGAGGAGGCAACAUGAAUCCGCAGAUGAUGCAGCAGAUGCAGCAGCAAAUGAUGCAGAUGCAGCAACAACAACAGCAACAACAGCAGCAGCAGGGCGGACAGCAACAGCAGCAGCAACCCCAAGGCGGCGGCGACCAGGGCAAUUACGGAGGCGGAUUCCAGCAAGCUCCGCCCCAGGGACCGGGAGGCGGCCGGCGGGGUGGCCGAGGCGGCGCCGGCGGCGGCGGCUACGGCGGAGGCGGAGGCGGAGGUUACGGCAUGGGCGGAGGCGGCGGCGGCGCCCCGACAUCGUGGGAGGGCAUGUACGACGACGUGCCGCAGCCCAGCGCCGGCCAGGGAGGCUUCCGCAGGGGCGGCGGCAGCGGCUCUCAGGGCACCCCCGAUCCGCAGAAUGCGCCGCCUGCCAACGCGCCCACGGGGCCCAAGAACGCCGGCCGCCCCGGCGCAAACUAUCGCGGCGGCGGACGCGGCGGCAACAGGGGCUUCCACCCGUACGCGCGGUAGUGCCGCCCGCAUUGCCCGCGAGGAAGGGGGUUUGUUCAACGCGGCCGAGGACGAGGCUGCUCCUUGCUGCAUGGCUAGAGGGCGUAAACAGGCGCAUGGAGUCCUACGAGAGACGGCGGCCAUGGAGGGCUGUAUAUACGUAUGGUGAGGAGUUUGUGGGGUGAGGGAGGGGGGGAGGCUUUCCGGCUCAGGAGUUUUGUCGGCAAAGACUGACGGGGGUGCCUGGUUUCACACGGAGUGCGUCAGUUUUACCUGCUUUUGCUCAUCACUUUUCCUUUUUUCCCCCCUUGUUUCUUCUGUGCGUGUGGUCGUUGCAUUCCAUUCCCUUCUCUCCCCCCUUUACGCCCCCUCUUCCUUUCCUAAACACCAAGGAACCGUGCGCGCGCGCACACACACACUUUUCUCUUGUACGAUAGGUAGGAUGAGGUAGCCGCCGACGAGGUGCGCGGCCUCAGGAGAGUCCCCAAGCAAAGAAACCUUUUCGGACUGAUGAAUGGAUGCGACUGGAUCAUGGGAGCAGCAAUUGCUAGCAAGCAAGCAAGCAAAGCGGCAGUGAAGGGGAACAGAAACACGUCGGACUCGGGCGGAGACUACUUAGCCGGCUAUCAUCGGGCCCGCCACAGACCACGCACGUCCUGCGGGAAGGGAAACUGACUGGACUGAUGGCCAUGGGGCUCCUGCCUGCCUACGUAGUUAACUCGUGUCGUCCUCGUUUAUCAUCGCCGUCGGUUGAUUGUGCUGUUUUGUUGCAUCCCGGGGAGGCGGCGGCGUUAUCCACUCGACAGCGAGUGAGUGGGUGAUAAAGGAAGAGAAAUACAUCAAAC
Molecule: messenger RNA, 2648 nt
Organism: Purpureocillium takamizusanense
Lineage: Eukaryota; Fungi; Ascomycota; Sordariomycetes; Hypocreales; Ophiocordycipitaceae
Exons: 5
Coding region: 181-1824 (547 amino acids)
Molecular function (GO): RNA binding
Source: RefSeq, a predicted model, not a curated record